Hansenula ciferrii is the source of this 345-nucleotide messenger RNA. RefSeq lists its product as uncharacterized. The record is from RefSeq and is a predicted model, not a curated record. Lineage: Eukaryota; Fungi; Ascomycota; Saccharomycetes; Phaffomycetales; Wickerhamomycetaceae. The coding region runs from base 1 to 345 and encodes 114 amino acids. The transcript has a single exon.
AUGUCUACUGUAAUUGAAGAACUUCAACAACUUUAUUAUGCUUUAGACAACAGUUCUCGUCGAAUUGUUAACAUAAUUUUCAUUGAUCCUGAAAAUCAUCCAGAUACACAAGAACGAGAUGAAGAAUAUGAAAAAGUUGCAGAAAAUUAUUAUCAAGAAAAUAAUCAAGAUUUUUAUAGAGUUUAUCCUGGUGAAAGUGGAGUUACACCAAAACAUGCACUUGAUUAUGUGAAUUAUACUAAAGAGGUUAACUAUAAUGAUAUAUAUUUUGCUACUUUUUAUGAUAAGAGAUUGCAAGGUCUUGAAGAUAGUGAAGAAGAAAAUUUGUAUGACUAUGGUCAUUGA